This is a messenger RNA of Hyla sarda, 1619 nucleotides long. It is a transcript of the gene TBCB, whose product is annotated as tubulin folding cofactor B. Gene Ontology annotation, biological process: cytoplasmic microtubule organization; tubulin complex assembly; post-chaperonin tubulin folding pathway. Gene Ontology annotation, molecular function: alpha-tubulin binding; microtubule plus-end binding. Gene Ontology annotation, cellular component: microtubule plus-end; cytoplasm; nucleus. The transcript has 6 exons. Bases 55 to 795 code for a protein of 246 amino acids. Lineage: Eukaryota; Metazoa; Chordata; Amphibia; Anura; Hylidae. The record is from RefSeq and is a predicted model, not a curated record.
GUCUAGUUCAUACUAGGGAUUUGGUGCAGCGGUAGCGGCAGCCUCGUCACAGUCAUGAGUUCCCUUAUCGUUAGCUCGUCGCCGGUGGUGACCGUAUUGAUCAGCAGCAGCCUCAACACGUUCACGGCGGAGAAGAGGCUGGACAGAGGGCUUACCUUGGCAGAGUUUAAGUGUAAGUUGGAGCUGGUGGUCGGGUCUCCUGCAUCAUGUAUGGACCUGCAGUUAUUCAGCACAGAAAACACAUUUAUCCAGAACUUGGAUCAGGAUGAUGCACUGCUGGGCUCCUACCCCGUGGAUGACGGCUGCAGGAUACACGUGAUAGAUAAGAGCGGUGCCAAGGCUGGAGAGUACGAAGACCUGUCUAGAGUGGAGAAAUAUGAGAUAUCACAGGAAGCCUAUGAGAAAAGAACAGACUCUGUACGCUCCUUCCUAAAGAAGAAUAAGGUGGGGAAAUUCAAUGAAGAAGAAGCUGCUCAAAAGGCUGCAGAGCAUGAGCGCAAACUGGAGGAGGAGAGGCUGGCAGCAGAGCCAAUCACCCCCGGGUCUCGAUGUGAGGUGCGGGUGGUAGGGCAGCCCAAUAAACGAGGCACCGUCAUGUAUGUGGGUUCAACAGACUUUAAACCUGGAAUCUGGGUUGGCGUAAAAUAUGAUGAACCUCUAGGAAAACAUGAUGGAAGCGUUGAGGGACAGCGUUAUUUCACGUGUUCCCCAAAAUAUGGCGCAUUUGUCAAACCCCAGUUUGUGGUGGUUGGUGACUUCCCGGAAGAAGAUUACGGUCUAGAUGAUGAAAUGUGACAACCCAUCGCCACUUCAAGUUUUCGGUGCCUCCUCAAUGUUCAGACUCCAAGCUUCAACAGCAUGUUCCAUGUAGUGUAAUAACAUUGUGACUCUCAUAGAUUUUUAUCAUUCUUCUUUUUCUAAGCAUUAAGCAGAGGCCUGAAUUUUUUUUCAAUAACAUUUUUCAAUAAGCUUUCGCUAGUAUUCCGGAACCCCUAAUAAUACUGAUCUACAUGGCAAGAAAGGAACACAUAGGAAACGAACGGCUCCCUCCACGUUGGCUGUAAUUGGUUUAUCUAGAGAAUUGGGAGUUAAUAUACCUAAAAUCUUCAUAGACCCUCUGCCAAGCAGGACGGUUUGCAGCUUGAAAUGGAAGACUCCUUGGCCCUGUUGCUGCCUACUAUUACCAGACCCUAAGCUUUGCUUCUGAAGUUUUACGAUGGAAUCUCAGAUACUUUAUAUUAGCUCCUGAAAAGGAAUGACCGCAGAUGGAAUCACAAAGUGUGGACCUUUACAGACGUUACUGUAUAUAACUUCCAUGUGACUUCUCACAUUGUUCGGACAGUCAUGUUGUCUUUCUGUGACCAAGUGUAUAGUAUGUGUUUGAAUAAUUUAUUUUCUUUAUAGCAAGUUAUUGGGGAUUUCUCACCUGCACGUUCCUGCUCUCCGCCAUCUUUUACACAUCACUUUUUUUUUUCCUAGCCUAAUUUUAGGUCUUACAUCUUUGUUUUAUAUGCACCAGCAAUGCUUGUUUUACCAUUGCCCUGCGGUACAAAGCUAAGUUGCUUUCUUAAAACCGUCUGUGAAUCUUGAGGCAGUUAAAUAAACCAAGCUGAUUUGUU